AUGACCAAAACAGUCCUUCUUAAAUUCCUUCUGGCAGUAGUGAUCACAUUCACUUUAAUUUUGCCAGAAUAUUUCAAGACACCAAAAGGAAACACAUUGGAGUUAUCAUGUCUGGAAGUGUGUUUACAACCUAUUUUCACCUAUUCAUUCCCUUUCAAUUUUUCUUUGGUGGCUUUUCUGAAACCACCAAGGGAAAACCAGACUAUUCUGGGAGUCUUUCUAAAUCAAUCCAACUUUGAAAACUUCACCAGGCUUUGCCAAGACAUCACACGUGAAUUUAACAUGUGCUGCUCCUGUUUGGUUUGUGAGACCAAAGAAAGCAUAAACUUCACUUCUCAGGAACAAACAUCAAAAGUUCUUGUCAUGAGAGGAUCAAUGGAAGAGAAAGAAAAUGAUUUUCACUCACCUUGUCAACACUUCAGUUUUAUUGUACCUCCUAUGGCUGACUACUUAGAGGACUAUAACUUUACCUGCCAUCUAAACAGCCAGACUAAAAUGUCAGCAAUCUUAGAGGAAGUUGCAGACUUUUCCUCCCUACAGGAAAAGUCUGGAAAUCAUACUUACAGAAUUAAAGAAGACCCAAAUAAUUGUAUACACAUUUCUUUGCACCUAGAAGUGGAUGCAAAAAAUUUCAUUUGUUUCAUGAAAAUCACUUGGUAUGCAUUAGUCCUAUCAGUUUUUAUAUUUUUGUUCAUCGUCAUUAUCCACAAAAUACUUGAAGGUCACAGGAGGGCGAAGAAGUGGCAAAGUCAUAAAUACCACUCUACAUGUGUUCUCUUAAGAGGAAGUGAUUCUGAGAAACUUCAAACAUUGAAUGUGCGGGUUGUUUCAGCCUCUAAUGGCAAGUCUAGAGAAACUGAUGAUCAACAUCAGGUAACAGCAUCUUCACCAGAGCCCCUCUUCCUGAACAUCUCUGGUCUUUUGCCACCCCCUGUGAACCUCUCCUCUUCCCACUAUACCUUAUGCCAGUACCUUAUACCUUAUACAUUAUACCAGUAUAAUGUAGGUGGUGCCAACAUUAUACUUCUGUACUAA
Condylura cristata (star-nosed mole) is the source of this 1035-nucleotide messenger RNA. It is a transcript of the gene TMEM156, whose product is annotated as transmembrane protein 156. Bases 1 to 1035 code for a protein of 344 amino acids. The record is from RefSeq and is a predicted model, not a curated record. The transcript has 6 exons. Lineage: Eukaryota; Metazoa; Chordata; Mammalia; Eulipotyphla; Talpidae.